CUUUGUCCAAUCUGCAGCUCCAACCUACCAUCUUGAGAAGUGUGUGUGAAGGCUCAGUUGGUGCGGAGUCAUGAGAGUGUUUGUAAACAACACAUUUAGAAGGAAACUGGAGUCUGAGCCCUGCCUUCAUACAUCUUUGAGUACCAUCAUAUCCUCCAUUAUUGUGGGAUGUGAAGGAUGUCACAACUCGUAUGGUUUGAUUUCAUUCAGUGGACGGGAUGGCACAAGUGAUUCAUUCCUAACAGUCAUUCUGUGAAACACGUUUUAGCCAGAGGGCUUUAAAUAGACCUUCCUUUUUAUCUUUGCACUUUACCGCUCACGGGAUAAGUCAGGAUGCCUUGGCCAUUUUCCGAGUCCAUUAAAAAGCGGGCCUGUCGUUACCUCUUGCAUCGGUACCUUGGCAACUUCCUGCAGGAAAAAUUAAGUUUGGAUCAGCUUAGUUUAGAUCUCUACCAAGGCACUGGAUCACUGGGACAAGUUCCCCUGGAUAAGUGGUCACUCAAUGAGCUCCUAGAGACGGCAGAUGCUCCCUUUGAGAUUAUUGCGGGCUUCAUCCAGACGAUCUCACUAACCGUACCAUGGGCUACCUUGCUGCAUGAGAACUGUGCUCUUGAGGUCAAAGGUUUGGAGAUGGUGUUUAGACCAAGGCCAAGAGUAGCAUCUGGCACUGAGCCCAUGUACUGGUCCAGUUUCAUGACGAGCAGCAUGCAGCUCGCCAAAGAGUGUCUGAGCCAGAAGCUCACCGAUGAUACGGGAGAGAGCUUUCAGCCAUUUGAGGGACUAGAGAAGUUUGCUGAAACGAUAGAAACCGUUCUCAGAAGAGUCAAAGUGACAUUUCUGGAUACUGUUCUGAGGGUUGAACAUGUUCCAGAAAAUUCCAAAACUGGAAUUGCUCUUGAGGUUCGAAUAAACAAGAUUUUUUAUUCCGAUGAAACUGGGGAGGAGAGCUCAAAUGUGAACGUGCAUCAACCAAUCACAUUUGCGCACAAAAAGCUACAGAUGGAAGGCAUCACUGUAUUUUGGGAUGAGUUCACUGAUUUUAAAUCUUCACCACUUCCAACGGAAACUGAGCCAAAACUCUCUCCCAGCUGGAAUCCUAAAAUCAUUUGCGAACCUCAUCCACAGUUCACAGAGACUGUAUCCUCGACAGUACCCUUUCAACCUGUGCAGGUUGGGAGUCUCGGCGGUAAAAUUGAACUGUCCCUCACAUUGAAAAACAAUCUAGCCAUGCCUGGAGCAAAGCUGGAUGUUGCCGGCCACGUUGACACACUGCUCAUUUUGCUCUCACCGCGCCAAGUCCAUCUACUUCUCGACUUGUUUGGAGCGUUUUCCUUUGAACGUGCACAGGAAUGGGCCAAGGACAAAAAGAGUCGACCAAUGCAGCAAGAGGAUGAGUACCGACUCCACAUGGAAUUAAACCGCUGUCUGAAGAAGGAUACCGGAAUGGCAGGAGCAGAGGCAGAACUUUUUGAGAGCCAGACGACUCGUACUGUCUCUAGUCGAGAUGACGUCUUCUUCUCCAUGGCUGACAUGGACAUGUCCCACAGCUUGUCAUCCCUCCCUCCUUUGGGGGAACCACCCACUGUGGAUUUGGAUUUGUCACUCAAUAGUAACUACUCCGCUUCUCCGGGAGAAUCGCCGUCGGGAAACAAAACUGCUUUGUGGGACGAUUACAUGGACGUACCACGACAAAGAGAGAAGCAGAUACCUGGAAAGUCUCGCGACGCUCAACUCCCUCAAACGUUAUUGCGACAAGCUUCACAUCCGUCCAAAACCCACAGUGACGAGUCAAGACCAGAGUUGGUUUUAAGUCUGACACUGAGCAGUUUGGCAAUCUCAGUCCUCCACAUUGACCCGUUACCACCACUAGAUGUGUCUCCGGGUCCGCUGGACCCUAUGACUGCACAUUUCUUCAGCGUGCUGGGGCCGAGUCACCUCGACCCAGCUGCUUUCCUUCAGUCUCGAUCAGUUUUUAAUCACGCAUGUCCCCAAGAUCACCUUAGGUUUGUAGGCCAGGGUCUGAAGAUAAUCUAUGAGCACUGUCAGGGAUCCAGCCUGCGGACUUUCAGCACCGACAUCUCCCUUGACCAAAUGGAGCUGCUGGAGUGUCUGUUCCCUUCAGAGCCCAACACGUCUGGCUCUCAGAGAGGCAUUCAAUACACUGAGCUCCUGACGUUUAGCACUGCAGCCAGCGGCAGCGCACCACUUAGUACCUGCUUUCACCUGCUUUACAAACAGGCCGAGCGCAGAGGGCCCCAGGGUGGCCAAGUGCGACUCAGCACCAUCCCCAGAAAAGCUGAUGUCCUGGUCGAACUGGGCUCCGUGCGCUCCGAGCUCGACAUCAGUAUCGUGGACCGUCUCAAUUCUGUACUGCAACCUCAGAAGCUGGCCACCACAGAGAUGAUGACCUCGCACAUGUACACGUCCUACAAUAAGCAUAUCAGCUUGCAUAAGGCCUUUGCAGAGGUUUUUCUCGACGACAGCCGCACCCCAUCCAGCUGUCACGUGUCACUGACCGUCAACGCACCAACAGUGGGCGUUGCGGUCCGGUUUCCCAUUCCCGAUCUGCGCUCCGAUCAGGAGAGAGGUCCCUGGUUUAAAAAGUCCUUGCAGAAAGAAGUCAUGUACCUGGAGCUGGAAGAACUGGAAUUUAAAACUGAAUUUAGGGCUGGGAGCACACCAGAUCAAACCAAGAUGGAGCUCACCUUCAGGGAGCUUAUUGGAAGGUUUCAGGAGGAGCUUGAUCAACCAGCCGCCAGGUUCCUCAGAGUUUCCCACACCAUGGACGGAGACAUGACAACAUCUGAGUGUGCGAAGUUCGAUUGGCCACGUGUCGUGUUGAAAGUGAACCCCACGGCGGUGCACUCGAUCCUUGAACGUGUGACGGUCGAGGAUGAAGAAGGGGCCGAGGACAAUUUCCUUGAGGAGGAAGAGGAGGGUGCUGCCCACUCACUGAAGGAUUUCUGUGACUUUGGGAAACCAGAGCCGUCACCCUUUUCUUCUCGGAGGGUUAUGUACGAGAACGAAGAGAUGGUCAUUCCCGGUGAUGUUGGCGAGAUGACCGAGUUCCAAGAGAAAACCAUGAACAACUCUCGUUUUGUCCUCGACCUGUGUUUCCCCAAUGUGCAAUUAUCUUUACCCAGCAAAGCUUUUUAUGAGAAGCUACACAAUAGAAUCAACAAUGACCUCCUGCUGUGGGAGCCCACUGCCCCUUCGCCUGUGGAAACGGUAGAUAGCAUGCCAUAUGGCGUUGGACUCUCUGUCGCCAGUCAGUUGAUCAACACUUACACGGAAGACAGCUUCACCCAAUUUCGCUCGACUGGACCUGAGGAAGAUACCAGUGGUUCCGAUGAGGAGUACAUGCACUACAACUCUGCUUCCUCUGACCGAGGAUUCAGGUCUCACAAGAAAAAAAAUCCCAAAGUUCAGAGUAAAAGCUCCCAAAGCCUGUUCUCUGUCAUUAUCAAUGUCAACCAUGGCUUGGUUGCGCUUCAAACUAACGCUAAGAAGGAGAAUAAAACACUACUGAAAAAUAAACAUGGGGAAUUCUGGCUGGAGGUGAAAAACGCUGUGCUGUUCAGUGUUACACAGCACCAAGGCUUUAAAGAUCAGCACUAUGUCUGCUUCCACACCACCAAUAGUUCCUUGUAUCACCAAGGAGUUGUAGAUGGAAGCCCCGCCUCCUCGGAUAUAAAGUUGCCAUUCAGGUCACAUCCACACUGGCUGGAACCAACCAUCUACCAAUCGGAGUCACCCUCGGAGAGAUCUUCAACGCCGUCAGAGGGUAUCGGCUUGGAGGCCCGCAGUAUGGUGUCCGUUGCCGUCAAGAUCUCGUCGCAAAAUGCCGAUCGCAGCUUCAAGGAAUUUUUGGUUGCUAUUGGAGUGAGAGGAGCAACAGUCCAGCACAGAAUGGUUCCUCCCAACCUGGGCUGGUAUGAUCAGAUGGUUGACUUUUUGAAUGUGUCCGAUGAGCCUGUUUUGGGUUACGCUCCUCCCACGUCUGUCAGCACCCUCCAUCUACAUUUGUGGAACUGCUCCCUGGACUACAGACCUUCUUAUUUACCUCUGAGAUCGUUGCUGGUGGUGGAAACCUUUAGCAUCUCCAGCAGCGUCUCUCUAGACAACUCCUCCUCAACGCUCAGGAUCAUUUUGGAUGAAGCCGCUCUGUUCCUCUCAGACAAGUGUAAUGCCGUUUCUGUCAAUUUAGCACGCGACUAUGUCCAAGUGGUAGACAUGGGAACUCUAGAACUGCGAAUCACUGCUGUCAAACCUGGCGUGGAUGGCAAACUGACUGAGCCGAGAUUUGAGCUUCGAUGCUCCAGUGACGUCAUCCACAUCAGAACAUGCGCCGACUCCUGUGCUGCCCUCAUGAACCUAAUCCAGUACAUUGCCAGCUAUGGAGAUUUGCUUCCUCCUGCAGAGCCAGAGGCCAAGCAAAGCAGUUCCACACAAAAAAACAAGGCAGAGUUUCCCAGCCGGCUCGUCGCUCAGACUCCGCUGCUAGCUGAGACCGAGCAGCAGAUUUUGCAGGAUCUGAUGAGUGAAGCGAUGGAGGAGACUGAUGUGCAGCAUGCUCCCGGGCUGCAACAGAACGGUGCCCGGGAGGAGAGGAAUCGCAAUUUUGAGCCCCCUCGCUCUGACUUGUUCCUGUUCCCAGAUGAGAGUGGGAAUUCUGUCCAUGAUGCCAGCCCCACCUGCCCCAUUCUUCACUCUCCUCUCAUCACGCCUGUUUCCAACCUGGCACAGGAGACUGACGACUUCUGUAUUCUGGAGACGCCCAGUUCCAGAUUGCAGGAUGUGGAUCAGGAGCCCGUCGUAAAGGUGCUCACCUCCGAGCCGGUGCAAAUUCGCUACGAUCACUUCAAUCAACCUCUGGAUGGAAGCGAUUCCAGUCGCGGCGCCUUGAAUUUUCCCAUCCCGGAGGUGCGUUACCUCAUCAAGGAGAUCUCCAUUGUGUGGCACCUCUAUGGUGGCAAAGAUUUUGGCCGUGUUACCUUCACAGCUUCCCCUGCCAGAAGUCGGGGUACUACUCCCCACAGUUCCCCCUCCCAAACACCAGUUCGACAAGCCAGAAUUUCAGGACGCACUGGAGGAGGAAAAGGAAGAAACCCCGAUGUCCUCAUGGAAAUACAACUCAGCAAAGUGAGAUUUCAACACGAGGUGUACCCACAAGAGCAGGAGGCUUCAGGAUCACCAGCAGAGCAGCCUGUAUCUCGCCAGGUGUUUGUUGUGCAAGAUUUGGAGAUCCGAGACAGACUGGCAAGCUCCCAGAUGAAUAAGUUCCUCUACUUGUACUCCAGUAAAGAAAUGCCCCGUAAGGCUCAUUCCAACAUGUUGACAGUUAAAGCGCUGCACAUGUGUCCUGAGUCCGGCCAGGCUCCACAAGAAUGCUGCUUAUGUGUUUCCCUGAUGCCUCUUCGCCUCAAUAUCGAUCAGGACGCACUCUUCUUCCUCAAAGACUUCUUCACUAGUCUUUCCACAGAAGUGGAGUUUUUCUCCCCACCUAGUCAAGAUGUGAGUGCGUCCGUGAAGAAAGCUUCUAUUCCUGAGAUCUCAUGCAGCUUCUCCAAGCAUGCUGCCACUAACCAGAUCCCAGCACCUAUCAUCUCUGUGCCCGCACAGAGACAUUUGAGUCAAAAUGGAUUCGCCGUGUGUAACCGGGAGGAUGUCGGGGACGGUGACGCAUCCGCCGCUUUGUUCUCCGACCAGCCCAUAUUCUUUAGGGAGUUCAGAUUCACCUCUGAAGUUCCUAUUCGCUUGGAUUAUCAUGGAAAACACGUCUCAUUGGAGCAGGGAACGUUUUCAGGCAUCAUUAUCGGCUUGACACAGCUCAACUGUUCAGAGCUCAAACUGAGACAGCUGUGCUACCGGCAAGGUUUAUUAGGUGUGGAUAAGCUCUUUUCCUACGCAAUUAAUGAGUGGCUUAACGACAUAAAGAAAAACCAGCUUCCAGGCCUGCUGGGCGGUGUGGGGCCCAUUCACUCGCUGGUCCAGCUGGUUCAGGGAUUCCGGGACUUGGUGUGGCUCCCAAUUGAGCAGUACAGGAAGGACGGUCGCAUUGUGCGUGGCUUUCAGCGUGGCACCGCCUCCUUUGGAACAUCCACAGCUAUGGCCGCCCUGGAGCUUACCAACAGGAUGGUGCGAACCAUUCAGGCUGCAGCGGAGACGGCCUAUGACAUGGUGUCUCCGGUGACAACCGAGAAAGACACAAAGAGGGUAAAACGGUUCUCGCACUACGGACUGGCUCAUCAGCCCGUUGACCUGAGAGAAGGUGUAGCCAAAGCCUAUACUGUAGUGAAAGAGGGAAUCACAGAUACAGCCCUGACCAUCUACGACACCGCCACCCGGGAACAUGAACAACGCGGCAUGACCGGAGCAGUGGGCGGGGUUCUCCGUCAGUUGCCGCCCGCAGUGGUCAAGCCCCUCAUCAUGGCCACGGAAGCCACCUCCAACGUCCUGGGUGGCAUGAGGAACCAGAUUCACCCCGAUGCCCGCCAGGAGGAGUCUCAAAAGUGGAGGCAAGGCGAGGAGUAAUGGAGGAGAACGUUUUCCCUGGUGUAAAUAAUGAUCAUCUCAUGACGGUUGAGCUCACUUGUUCCUUCAGCAGUGCCUUCACGAUCAUGCUUAUCAAACUCUGUUGAAGCAAAGGGACACAUUCAAGUCAUAUCUUUACUGGGUUAUGUCAACUUGUGAGGAAAAUGCAGCAUCUAAACAUAGAAUUAUUAGGAUGACAUGUUUACAAGUUGUUCCGUUAUUUUAGUCUGUGACCCUGGAUUGAAAGUACAUAUGUUGUACGUGGACUUUGGUAUUUACUGUAAAUAGUAUAAUUUGUACCAUUUCAUGCAAAUUUAUGAAAAGGAAUGUAGGAUGUGGUACAGUUAUGUGAAGUUACAGCACUUUGGAGGAACUUGAAGGGUUACUGCUUGUCUAAAAUGAUAAGGCACAGGAUAGGGGCAGCUUUUUAUUUUAUUUUUUGGUGGGUAAAUAUCCAGCCGUCAGGUUUCCAGUAGUAGCUGCUUUAACUGUUCAAACCAAAUUUGGAAAUGUCUUCAAUUGUCUUGAUCCAAAGUCUUAACAUAUUGCUCUAUUUUUUAGGUCUUUGAAUUCUGUAUUUUCUCCCCAUGCCAUGGGCUGCACUUGAUUUAUUUGAAAGUAACUAUUGUACAUAUAUGUACAGUUCAUUCUUGACUUUGUAUUAAAAAGCAUGAAUGGAAAAUUAAAA
Molecule: messenger RNA, 7222 nt
Organism: Syngnathus typhle (broad-nosed pipefish)
Lineage: Eukaryota; Metazoa; Chordata; Actinopteri; Syngnathiformes; Syngnathidae
Gene: atg2b
Product: autophagy related 2B
Exons: 43
Coding region: 334-6534 (2066 amino acids)
Biological process (GO): reticulophagy; autophagy of mitochondrion; autophagosome assembly
Cellular component (GO): extrinsic component of membrane; phagophore assembly site
Molecular function (GO): phosphatidylinositol-3-phosphate binding
Source: RefSeq, a predicted model, not a curated record